This is a messenger RNA of Centrocercus urophasianus (Greater sage-grouse), 2171 nucleotides long. RefSeq names its product neuronal pentraxin 2 (gene NPTX2). Lineage: Eukaryota; Metazoa; Chordata; Aves; Galliformes; Phasianidae. Bases 1 to 1305 code for a protein of 434 amino acids. The record is from RefSeq and is a predicted model, not a curated record. The transcript is spliced from 5 exons.
AUGCUGCCCGUAGUCGCCGGGCUGCUGCUCGUCGUGGCCGCGGGCGGCCGAGGGGCGGCGAUGGAGCGGGAGAGCCCUCCGGGCAGCCGCUUCGUCUGCACCUCGCUGCCGUUGGACGCCGCCGGCGCCGGCUGCCCGCUGCCCCCCGUGCCCGCUCAGGGCGGCUCGCCGGCCCCCGAGGAGGAGCUGAAGGCCACCGUGCUGCAACUGCGGGAGACGGUCUUGCAGCAGAAGGAGACCAUCGGCAGCCAGCGGGAGGCCAUCCGCGAGCUCACCGGUAAGCUGAGCCGUUGCGAGGUGACCGACGGCAAGGGGCCGUGGAAGAAGGAGAAGGGCAAGGACACGAUGGGCGACCUGCCGCGGGACCCGGCACAGGUCAUCGAUCAGCUGAGCCGCACCAUGCAGACCCUCAAGGACCGCCUGGAGAGCCUGGAGCACCAGCUCAGAGCCAACGUGUCGUACGCGGCGCUGCCCAAUGACCUGCGGGAGAUGCUGCAGCGGAGGCUUGGAGACCUGGAACGCCAGCUGCUGAGCAAGGUGGCUGAGCUUGAGGAUGAAAAAUCUUUGCUUCAUAAUGAGACAUCGGCCCAUCGGCAGAAGACAGAGACAGCCUUGAAUGCAUUGCUAGAAAGGGUGUCUGAAUUAGAAAAAGGUAACAGUGCGUUCAAAUCACCUGAUGAGUUCAAAGUGUCCCUUCCUCUUCGCACCAACUACUUGUAUGGGAAGAUCAAGAAGACUCUGCCAGAGCUGUAUGCUUUCACUGUAUGUUUAUGGCUGAGAUCAAGUGCUUCUCCUGGAAUUGGCACUCCGUUCUCAUAUGCUGUUCCUGGUCAAGCUAAUGAAAUUGUCCUCAUAGAGUGGGGGAAUAAUCCGAUUGAACUGCUAAUUAACGAUAAGGUUGCCCAGCUUCCUCUCUUCAUUAGUGAUGGAAAAUGGCAUCAUAUCUGUAUAACAUGGACAACAAGAGAUGGAAUGUGGGAGGCUUUUCAGGAUGGAGAGAAGCUUGGCACUGGAGAGAAUCUUGCCCCUUGGCACCCAAUUAAACCUGGAGGUGUCUUGAUCCUGGGUCAGGAGCAGGACACAGUUGGAGGAAGAUUUGAUGCAACUCAAGCCUUCGUUGGGGAGAUGAGCCAGUUCAAUAUAUGGGACAGGGUAUUAAAAGCUGAAGACAUCAUGAAUAUUGCUAACUGCUCUACCAACAUGCCUGGCAACAUCAUCCCCUGGGUUGAUAACAACGUGGAUGUGUUUGGAGGUGCAACUAAGUGGCCUGUGGAGACAUGUGAAGAGCGUCUGCUAGAUUUGUAGCUGCAAGCGUUUCCCAUCAAGUGCCCCCUUUUAGUAGGACAAUCUCCUGUGCGAUAUGAAGCACUGGUUUUUCUCUCUGCCCUUCCGUAACUCCUCAAAAAUAAAUUGAAUAAAUGGCCUCAGUACAAAAAUGAAUAAAUAAAAUAAUAAAAAGCUGUUAGUUCUGGGGCACUGGGCCUGACAAUGGGAGAAGCACUCGUUGGUUAGAGCAGCCCUUCCUUCCUUAUGGCCUGAUCCAAAAACAUGCUUUGGGCUGAGCUGCCUUUGGCUCAGGCCCUGCUACAGGGCACCAGUUCUCCUGGCAGGGCUGGGGAGCAGCCUAGCACAGGUUCACUUUGGUACUCCUUUUGGUAAUGUGUGGUCUGACAAAGCACUGAGAUUAACAGGCUAAACGGGAGCCCUUCCUUCCAGUCUAUUGUCUCCCCUUUGAAUUGAAGCCAUUCUUUUUUAGCCCUUUUUAAAGAAAUCACCUAAUCCUUAUAUUUCAGUGAUUAUGUGCAACUGUGAGUAGAGCAGAACAGCCACUGUCUGAGUGCAACAGUCUUGCUUCUUAAUUCUCAGAUCAGAAAUCUUUAUUUUGUGAUAAGGAGGCAACGUUAUCUGACAAAUGCAAUUCUUGUUCAAUGUGAAGAUGGGGCUGUGGCCAGCGUGGCUCCGUGGAAGCAGAGAAGCUGUAGGUGGGGCUCUGUCCCAGAGCUUGUCUUUCCCUGGCCAGGAUCCCAGGAGAGAUGGUUGGAUGAAGGAUUGUGCUUGUAUCUUCUGUAGGUGAAUGUACUGAAUUUGCAGUGACCUGGCCUGUAAACUUUUCUCUAUUGUUUCUCUUGCUUUAUUCCUUGUCUCUUUUUUUUUUUUUUUUUUUUUUUUUA